Molecule: messenger RNA, 1545 nt
Organism: Brettanomyces nanus
Lineage: Eukaryota; Fungi; Ascomycota; Pichiomycetes; Pichiales; Pichiaceae
Exons: 1
Coding region: 1-1545 (514 amino acids)
Source: RefSeq, a predicted model, not a curated record
AUGGACAAGGAAAUAAAAGAACCAGGUAAUAAGACAAGACACUCUGAAAGAUCCCGAUUACUGAAGCAGCAGCGAAGAAAGAAGAGGUUGCUGGCUCAACUAUAUAUGAGCGACUCUGAUUUCGAGGUAGAAGAAGAGGACUUGAAUAGGGAGGGACGCUCUUUUCGAAGGGUAUCGAAAAUCAAUUACGACGAAAAUAAGAAGAUGCCGACUCAUCAGAUUGUUGUUCCUAAGAACAAGAGGAAAUCCAGGAGUCCGAGGGAUUCGAGGGAUAUAAAGAGAACACCGAGUUCGAGAAGUUCGAGAAGCUCGAGAAGCUCUAGAAGCUCUAGAAGCUCUAGAGGUAGCUCUAUAAUUAGUACGAGAGAGAAUUCACAGACGCGGGAGGAUUCUAAGUUCAGAGAGAAAAAUGAAGAGUUGGAUAUUACGGGCACUGCUCUUAAGCGAGGAAGACCAAGAAAGAGAAGGAAAGUUGAGGCCACGCACAAAGCAGAAGUGAUACACAAAGCAGAGGCCACGCACAAAGUAGAAGAAGCAAGUAAUAGAGUGAAAAAUGUACAGAGGGAUCAUUCUUCUAGUGCGAUGAAUUUCCCACUAAUGUUGAGUGUUCCACGAAGGAGAAGAGGGAGACCCCCAAAGAAAAGACUGAUAGAAGGUAAUACUGAAAGUGCAUCUCUUCCCGAGAGACCAAUGACAGAGUUUCAGAAGCAGCUGCUUCAAAAUACUAGCAACCAGUUUCUCAAGAAGCUGGCCAAGAGCGAUAUCGGUAGGAAGAUGGAGAAAAUCGCCAAGAAUCUAAACGUCUAUAGCCGUAAAGGAUUACAAAUACGAGAAGGAGAGGGAAGGGAUGUUAUUGACUUGAGCUUUUUGGACACCAAUGAUGCAGAAGAGUUAAAUGGAUAUCAAAAUAUGAUAUCGGAUCAAUACUACAAACUUUCAAGGCAGUUUACAGAGGCCCAAGUGAUGCGAAUUGAUGAACUGAUCAAGGUGAUUGAUACUAGUGUGAGUAAAGUGAAGUUGGAUUACACCAAGUAUCAAGGAAGACUGGAAAAUGCUAAGAGGAGAUACGAAAACGAGAAGCGGAUGGAUCCAACGAAUGCAGGAAGGGUACUUUCAGAGAUAGUAGAGAGGACAAGACUUCCAAAUCGGGUUCAAAAGAUCAUAUUCCCAUCGGUAUUUGAUCGUGUAUUGGGAGCACGAUAUGACAGACUUCGACAACUGAAGCAAUCAGUACAGUAUCAAUUGAAGAUGAUAGAUAAAGAAGAUAAAGGUAAUGAAGAGAUCGUCAAGAAACAGUUCGAGAUGAGUUUGAAAGAGAAUCGGGAGAAUAUGAGGCAGCAGAUAUUGAAGGAUUUAGAGGCUAUGAAUGAGGAAUUCCUAAAGAGUACUGGUAUAAAGAUUAGGGAAGCAGAAGAAGUGAAGAAACGGGAGGAGCAAGAGCCAACGGCGACAGAUGAGAUCAACAAUAUAAGAAAGAAUGUUGAACUCAACUCGUUGGAAGGAUUAGCAGAAGUCAGCGAGAUGGUUCUCAAACAGAACAAGUGA